Messenger RNA from Cyclopterus lumpus (lumpfish), 768 nucleotides. RefSeq names its product Fas apoptotic inhibitory molecule 2b (gene faim2b). The transcript has 12 exons. NCBI's taxonomy places the organism in Eukaryota, Metazoa, Chordata, Actinopteri, Perciformes, Cyclopteridae. Gene Ontology annotation, biological process: negative regulation of apoptotic signaling pathway. Bases 1 to 768 code for a protein of 255 amino acids. The record is from RefSeq and is a predicted model, not a curated record. Gene Ontology annotation, cellular component: Golgi apparatus; membrane; endoplasmic reticulum.
AUGAAGAAGGGAAAGCAGGUGGGUGAGGAUAAUGAGCCCCCCAGCUAUCGGGAGGCGACUGCAGGCUAUGAGGAGAUGGAGGCCCAGUUUGUAUGGGACGACAAGAACAUCAGGCGGACCUUCAUCAGGAAGGUCUACGCCAUUCUCAUAGUUCAGCUGUUAGUGACAGUGGCAAUUGUUGCUCUCUUCUCAUUUUGUGCACCCGUGAGAUUUUUUAUCCAGACUCAUCCAAGCUUGUACAUGACGUCUUAUCUGGUUUUCUUUGCCACUUACAUCGCACUGUCCUGCUGUGGAGAGCUGAGGAGGCAGUUUCCUUGGAAUAUCAUUUUGUUAGUUCUAUUUACUUUGAGCAUGGCCUUCAUGAUGGGGUUUGUGUCAAGCUUUUACAAUACCAAAUCAGUGGUGCUGUGUCUCGGAAUCACAGCUCUAGUGUGUCUUUCUGUCACCAUCUUCAGCUUCCAGAGCAGGAUUGAUGUCACAUCCUGUCAGGGAGUCCUGUUUUCUCUGUGCAUGGUCAUGCUUCUCUGUGCUUUCACCUUCUCCAUUGUCGUCCCUUUUGGAUAUGUUCCCUGGUUACAUGCCAUUUAUGCUGUGCUGGGAGCCAUCGUCUUUACCCUGUUCCUAGCAUUCGACACCCAGUUGUUGUUAGGAAACAAGCGCUACAGUAUAAGUCCAGAGGAAUAUGUUUUUGCCACCCUCAGCCUCUACCUGGACAUCAUCUACCUGUUCAGCUUCCUGCUACAGAUUGUGGGAGGGGGCCGCGAGUAA